Messenger RNA from Odocoileus virginianus texanus, 3302 nucleotides. The record is from RefSeq and is a predicted model, not a curated record. NCBI's taxonomy places the organism in Eukaryota, Metazoa, Chordata, Mammalia, Artiodactyla, Cervidae.
CUUUAGUCUCCAAACUCUGGCUAGUCCAUAAGUGUGACAGAGCACUUAACACUCCAUUAAUCCUUGUCCCAUUCUGAAAAGCUGAUACAGAACAAUGGCAGCGACAACCCGAUUGACAUGGAAUGAGGAAAGAAGUUUUCAAAAGCUGCUUGGAAAUGUUUCUUUGAGACUUCUUUAUAAGUCUAGUGUCCAUGGAAAUGACAUUGCAGAAAUGCAGAAUAGGUGCAGAUGUCAAGGAUCCACUAUAACAGUGAUUUAUCAUUCCGACAAUAUUUUUGGUAUCUUUAUGCUUGGCAUGGUUCUGAAAUGUCUAAAAGUUUUAUAGAACCAAAUGCAUCCUUCUUUUUUUUCACUUCAAAAGGAUGAAACAAUGGAAAUGAAAUCUGUAUUUUUAAAUUCAACAGUGACAAGUAAUUUUAAGAGCCUGAUAGUUAAUUUCUCUAGUUAUUACAAUAAGUAUUUAUCUCUAAAUUUCAGCAACAGAUGCAUUAAUAUACCUAGAUUUUUAAAGGAAAAAUUAAGAGCAAAAUCUGACUCAGACUCCCCAUAUUUAGAAUGUGAAGUUUUUCGAGUUGAACGUAUGUUAAUUUGUACACUACUAUGUUCUAAUUCUAGUCUUUGUGUUUGGUAGCUCACAAUUAAUCUACAAGAACAAGAAAAAAAAGACAAGUGAAUAUCAUACCACAAAUUUUUUAAUAACCUCCAAAAUGAAAAAUGGAAGCAUAAAGGUUAUGGGGUUAUCACCCAGAAAGUAUAGGCAGCUUUGAUCAAAGUAAGUUGAGAAGUAUGAGUGAAGAGAUGGAGCCGGAGAGAGAAGACUCAUUAUUUUGACACUGACACCUUUUGAGUCAGCCCUGGGACUCCUAGGCAUAAUUAUAUGAGUUUGCAGAGUGACUUAUACAAAGAAGACACUUUUAGCUCCUCUUAAUCUCAUUAUGCUGCCAACCCUAAUUCCUGACCAAACAGCUCAGCUGGGUUAUGCAAAAAGACUCAAUGCCCUAUUUAGAAUUUAGACUUGGUCACAUUUAAUCAGACAAGCUUAAAAAUUGUUAUGCCAUGUUUAUUUCCUUUAGGAAUUAAGAAUGAGACAGGCUACAUAAACAGGAUAACAAGAGCCACAGAGUAAGUAGUUUCUUGGACUAUCUGUCACUCAUUUCAUUUAGAUCAACUGUAUAAAUGGCACUGACGGUGAGAUUAAAAACCAUGUUACUUGGAGUGAUAAAAAUCAGUGGCCCUGACUUAGUGUGUUGAAGACAAUUUAGAACAGCAACAAAAACAAAACCACUACCAGCUGGAAUUUUUAAGAUCCACCUCAUGGCAGUUUGACUUCAUGUUUCACUAUGGUCCUAUUAGAUUCAAAGUUAGAGUUGAGAUGACUAUUUUAGAUAAUUCCUCUGAAUCCUUGUUUUGAGAAUCAAGUUUUCAGAGAACCUCAGAAAAUUUUAAAAACAAAGUCUCCUCUCCCCACUUUAUAGAUAAACACCUGCAUUGCAUAUAUUUUAUUUUUGUUUCCCCUUAAUGUAACAUUGUUACUGAAAAUUCACUUUCAGUGUUGAUAUUAUUUCUUAUUAUUCUUAUGGGGUCUAAGGCUAAUAGUUUAGAAAUGAUUUGGUUGCUGGUUAGUUUAACUUAGUCAGAUAUAGAUAAGUACAUUUUCUUCAAGCACAGAAUGUAUAACCUUAGACCCUUUCAAGUUAUAUGAAAGAAAAUGCUAAUAUCAGAAUAAUAAAUAAAUGUUAAAACAUGCUUUUUAGCAGGAAGAAAAGCUCAGCAGAAUUAUAUUGUUCCUUAUGGAAGUUUGGCUGUUGUAUUUAGCUACUGCAGUUUUCCAGGCACAGAAUAGUCUCCUAGCAGACGUCAGAGCCUACAGUCCCUAUGCAGACUUGGUUUCAGAAAUCCGUGUUCUCUUGCUGGGUCCAGUUGGGUUUGGAAAGUCCAGUUUUUUCAAUUCAGUGAAGUCCAUUUUCCAAGGCCAUUUGACUCGCCAAGCCAUAGUGGGAUCUGAUGGCACCAGCAUUACUGAACAGUAUAGGAUAUAUUCUAUUAAAGAUGGAAAAAAUGGCCAAUCUCUGCCAUUUAUGUUGUGUGACUCCAUGGAGCUGGAUGAGAAUGAGGGAGUAGGCUUAUGUGUGGAUGACAUACCCCACAUCUUAAAAGGGUGUGUGCCAGACAGAUAUAAGUUUAGUCCCCAUAAACCAAUUACACCCAAGCAUCCUACUUUCAUCACCUCUCCAUCACUGAAAGACAGGAUUCACUGUGUAGCUUUUGUCUUUGAUAUCAACUCUAUGGACAAUCUCUCCUCUAAAAUGAUGGCAAAGUUCAAGCAAAUUCAAAAAGAAGUAAUAAACUGCGGUGUAGCACAAGUAGCAUUACGUACUAAAGUGAAAAAUUGCAAUGAAGUUCUUCAAGACAACUUCUUAAAGAUGAAUAAGGCUAUGAUUUCUCAAAGCCAGAUACAGAAUGUCAACAGGAGACUAGGCAUUCCUCUUUCUAGAAUACUGGUGGUUGAAAAUUAUGCUUCAGAGAGGGAGAUGGGCCCUUUAAAGGACAUUAUGAUCCUCUCUGCACUGAAGCAGAUGUUCUGGGCUGCAGAUGACUUCUUAGAGGAUUUGCCUCUUGAGUAAACAGAUGCAACUGCAGGAAUGUUCCAGCUCUGACUCAAUUGACUUGAUUCAGACACUUGGCCCAAGCUGGAGUUGCCAACAGCCUCUUUGAGAUUCUGCUUCUACUUGUGUUUUACUUUCUGUCCCUGACAACAUCUAGCUGAUGGUUCCUACUGAGAUCAGUCAUACCUCAAGUGCAAUGGCCAAUCUUGAGCAGCAGUGGGCCAACAUAUGUCCUAUUGCAAACCACCUUUCAUAUUUAUGCACUAUUUACAAAUUAAUUUCUAUGACACCUUGAAUAUAUCCUCAGCAAAGUUAACUGUUCCCUUACUUACUUGUCUUAAUUGUUUCAACAGUUAAUUUAAAACUCAGUGUCAGUACUAACCCCACUGAGUAUAAAAUGGUUAUAGAUAUCUACUUCUCUAAAUAGUGAGCUUUUCAAGAAGCAGGGUUUGGAUUUUGCUUAUCUUUGUAUUCACAGAAAUUCACACACUGCCUGGAAGGGUGCAAGCAUACCUGCUAUUAAGCAUAUCUCCCGAUUUCCCCAGUGUGAUAACAUGUAUUUAAAUUUUUUUCCUUAUGAAAAGGAAGACUGUGAGAGAAUGAAAUGCUGGAGAGAAAUAAAGGAAGGAGAACGUAUCACUUAACUCUGGAUGAAAAUAUGAAUUUAAGUUAAUUAAAAGAAACAAGUGUUCCCAA